GGAAGCGAUAUUUUUAGAAACACCAGCAUAUUUGUAGAAAUCCCAGAAAAUCUAAUGUUAGCAAAAACAUCAAAUUCAAUGAGUUGGAAAGUCUUCUAAUGACAAGGUGCCUUCUCCAAGUCAAACACAACAUACCCAUUAGUCCGUUACCCCCCCCCCCCCCCCCCCUACAUUUUCUGGAUUAAUACAUUUAGAAUGGUGAAAAAAACUUACAUGCACAAAUACAGAAAACAAAAAAUACAGUAUCCAGUUUGGAGAUUAGUUCAUCUGUAUUCAGCAGAUCGGAACUAUCCAACUCACUGAUAUAUAUGAUGAAAUAAUGCCGCUCAGAAAAAUAUAAAGCUCCACACAUGGGCAGGCAGAACUGCAGAAGAAUCAGCAUUGAAACUGCAAGUAUGUACCUGUCACUGGUAAAGGCAUAGUUCCUUUGUAUCCCUCUGUGGAGUUGUGAAAACAAUUUUUUGCUCCGAAGUUCCACAUCUCAUUCCCAGAAGUAGGGACAGAAUUUGGGGAUUGGCCAACAAAACCAUUUUCCAGCUGCCUUUGAUGCUGAGAUGGAUUUAUUAUUUGAUUAUUAGAUGUAAAAUCACCAAGGAAGAGGUCAGAGUCAUUAAACAUAUCAAACCCAUCAUGCUCUCUCAGCAUAUUCCUGGGAGUUAGGCACGCCGUGCCUGAAGAGAAAUAUUCCUGGGAGCUAAUGGAGGCCAGGCAUGGUCGUGCCUGGCAGUUAGGCACGCCGUGCCUGGACGCGAAAUUCGGGCUUCUUCCGUAGGCACGGUCGUGCCUGGCCGCGAUUGGUCCUAAUUCGUUGUUUUCUAUAAAUAAGGCCUCCAUACCCACUUUUGAGAGUUACGAACUUUGGAGAGAGGCCUAGGGACGAGUUUUACCUGCGUUUUUACGUUGUUUAAUCCAAGAACCUAGGAUUCUUUAUAUGGGUAAUCUCCAACGCAACCGAAAGAAGUAGAUUGCGACAACUCAUCCUAGUUUACGCAAAGGCAAAGGUAAAGGGCGGACCGGGUCUUCUUCUCAAAGUCGAGAAGAUUUUCAAACGGAAUACCAACGGCGAGAUGGGGAUGCGAUGUCUGACAAACAACUACAACAACUAUUGGCGCAAAAUGAUGGAUGCUUUUUGCAUCAACAAAACAUCCCGGAGUCCAUUGACGAAGAAGAGCUCGAGGAUGAGGAUGCGAAGGAGGACGAGGGGGGCGACGGCGGUCACGGCACCUCAGAUGAUGUGCAAGAGUUGGAGGACGAGGGUGGUUCAUCCCAAAUUGGUAAGAAAUCUAAAUCUUCUAUUAUAGAAAAUAAUUAUACAAAGAGGAAAGACAAAAACACCGAGAAAUGGUACGCAACUUGCAAUCAUUGCAAAAAGGAGUAUAGCUUGGGAACUUCUAGUGGAUACGGGAGCCUCUCAAGGCAUCUUAAGUCCAAGCACCUAGUGGAGUAUGAGAAAAUAGUGAAAGGAAAGGGAAAGCAAACUCAAAUAUCGAGGUUUGCAAAUAACCAACCUUAUGGUAAUUUCUCAUACAAUGAUGCAUAAAAUUUGACUGGUAUGACUAACUUACUCGUUGAAGAAAAUUUGCCUUAUUUGUUUUCUAAAAGUCUUGUUUUUAAAGAUUAUGCACAAACUUGUUUAAAUCCUCAAUUUAGAAGUUAUAGUCGCAAAACGGUGAAGAAAGAAAUUAUAAGGCUUUAUUGUGCGGAAAAGGCAAGGUUACAAUAUAUGUUUGAAAACUUUGAUGGGGGUGUUACUAUUUGUUCUGACAUAUGGGAGGAUACUUAUCAUAAUUAACAUUAUUUGGGUAUGACUGCACAUUAUAUUGAUGAUGUUUGGAAUAUGCAUAAUCGUGUUCUUGCUUUUCGUGAAUUUAAUGAUCGUCACACCGUUGAACAUAUUUAUAUUUUGAUUGAGCGUAUUUUAAUUGAGUAUAAUUUGGUUAAUAAGGUGUUUGCUAUAGGUUUUGAUAAUGCUACUAAUAAUACUGCUGUUAUACCAAGAUUGCGUGAAUUGUGUGGUUCUAAUAAUUUGAUGGGUAGAUUUUUUCAUGAACGAUGUGCAUGCAAUGUUAUAAGUUCUAUUAUCAAUCUUUUUUUGGUGAAUUUCCAAUGUAUGACGAUAACGCCAUAGAUUCGCAAGUUGAAUACAACGAGGUUAGUACUUUAUUUUAUGCCUUAUUUAAUGAGUUUCAUGCACAAUAUGGCAACGCACCCCCUCCCCCGACACAAACAUCUUCCAUUAAAGGAAAAUACUUUUUAAAUCUGCAUUUGACAAUCUUAUGAAAAGAAGUAAAACAACUCACGCUACUGAACAAAACACAGUUAAUGAGAUUGCUUUGUAUUUAAAUUAUGAGGUUGAGUUUGAAGAAAAUGAGGACUUUGACGUUCUAAAGUGGUGGAAGUCAAAAGAAAGAAUGUUCCCGAUUUUUAGCACGGAUGGCUAAGCAAGUGCUAUCAAUGCUGGUUUUAACAGUUGUCGUGGAACAAGAAUUUAGUUCGGCCGGCAACGUUCUAACGGCAUCUAGAACGAGUUUGAGCACAUCGUCUCUUGAGACGCUUAUAUGUUACCACGAUUGGUUAAAGGCCAUACGUAGAACUUAAGAAAUUAGCAUCACCCCCUCCUAAGACUUUAUGGAUGAAUCAACCGAGGGUGGCUCUACCUAUGCCGGAGAUUCCGAUUGAUUAAUAUUUUACAAUUUAUUAUAAAAUGUAUUUCAUGUUUUAAUUUUCCCCUCAAUUCUCUAUUGUAAUUUGUAAAUUUGUAAUUCAUAUUUCAAAUAAAUAUAUGCUCAUUUUUUUUUUUAAUAUGUAGCACUUCUCAAAUUAAUUAAUGAGUUUUGCUAGAGGUACACAAAAUGUGUCACCACAUUUUGUGUACCUCAAGCAUUUUUCUUAAUUAAUUGGUUACAACUUAGAUUUAAUUAUAUUAUUAUUU
Molecule: messenger RNA, 2932 nt
Organism: Cuscuta epithymum
Lineage: Eukaryota; Viridiplantae; Streptophyta; Magnoliopsida; Solanales; Convolvulaceae
Source: the annotation of a GenBank genome assembly